Messenger RNA from Penicillium argentinense, 546 nucleotides. RefSeq lists its product as uncharacterized. The coding region runs from base 1 to 546 and encodes 181 amino acids. Lineage: Eukaryota; Fungi; Ascomycota; Eurotiomycetes; Eurotiales; Aspergillaceae. The record is from RefSeq and is a predicted model, not a curated record. The transcript is spliced from 3 exons.
AUGAAGCUCAACAUCCUCGCCGUUUCUGCUCUGCUGGCCCUCGUGGCGGCCGAGACCACCACAACGGCCGACAAGGUGACCACCACCACCAGCGCUGAGGUUGAGUGCGCCAAGAACUGCGCCGCCAAGGACAUUUGCUGCACUGCCAAGUGCUACAAGGUGCCCUGCCCCAGCGACAGCCAGGCCAACGACACGAACGAAUGUGUCUCCAAGUGCCCCCAGGGCACUGGCACGCCCGAGGACACUAAGAAGUACUCCGACUGCCAGCAGGCCUGCUUCAGCUCUCACUACUUCCCCAUCGAUGGCACCACCGCGACUGGCACCGCCGGCACCGCCGCUACUGCUUCGGGCAGCGAGGCUACCCAAACCGGCUCUGAUUCGAGCAACGACUCUGGUAACUCCUCCAAGGGCACCGGCACUGCCAGCGGUUCCGCCAGCGGCACCACCGAGACUGGAGCUGCCAACACCAGCAACGCCGCCAACGCCAAGUUGGGUGCCUCUGGCGCCGGUCUCUUCGGUCUCGUUCUCGCCGCCUUCGCUCUCUAA